CCCCUCCAUAGCUAUACACUGUUCCUAAUAAUCAGAACCAUAUACACACCAACACAACUACAAGCCAACACCCAACACACACGCUCUCUCUCUCUCUUGCUUUGUUUCUCUCUUUCUCUCUCUAAAAGCAUUAGUUAUUAGCUAAACUUAGGGCUGAGCUUCAGCUUCUCACUGCCUGCCAUUAGCCCAGACUCCAAGAAUAGCAAAAACCCCAAUCGAUCAGAUAUCAAUCAAUCAAACCAAAAAUGGAAGUCGGAGGUCAAUCAGGAGACACGGUGAUGUCAGAGGCUGGCCCCACCCAGCAGCAGCAGCAGGCAGUAGCUCAACCGGAGGCCAUUCCGGCGACGCUGAGCCACGGCGGCAGAUUCAUCCAGUACAACAUCUUCGGCAACGUUUUCGAGGUCACGGCCAAGUACAAGCCCCCCAUCAUGCCCAUCGGCAAAGGCGCUUACGGCAUCGUCUGCUCGGCUUUGAAUUCGGAGACGAGCGAGCACGUGGCCAUUAAGAAGAUUGCGAAUGCUUUCGACAACAAGAUCGAUGCAAAGAGGACUCUGAGGGAGAUCAAGCUGCUCCGACAUAUGGAUCAUGAAAACGUUGUUGCCAUUCGGGACAUUAUCCCCCCACCGCAGAGGAAUGUCUUUAACGAUGUUUACAUUGCUUAUGAGCUCAUGGACACUGAUCUCCAUCAGAUCAUUCGAUCCAAUCAAGCUCUAUCUGAGGAGCAUUGUCAGUAUUUCUUAUACCAGAUCCUCCGUGGAUUGAAAUACAUUCAUUCCGCAAAUGUUCUGCACAGGGACUUAAAGCCUAGCAAUCUUCUCCUAAAUGCUAACUGUGACUUAAAAAUAUGCGAUUUUGGACUAGCUCGAGUCACCUCCGAGACUGAUUUUAUGACGGAGUACGUUGUUACACGAUGGUACCGAGCCCCAGAACUAUUAUUAAACUCUUCCGAUUACACUGCAGCUAUUGAUAUAUGGUCAGUCGGUUGUAUUUUCAUGGAAUUGAUGGAUCGAAAGCCAUUGUUUCCUGGCAGAGAUCAUGUGCAUCAGCUACGUCUGCUCAUGGAGCUGAUUGGCACCCCAUCAGAUGCUGAACUGGGAUUUUUAAAUGAAAAUGCUAAGAGAUACAUUAAGCAACUUCCUCUCUACCACCGGCAGUCAUUUACUGAGAAGUUUCCUCAAGUUCAUCCAUCAGCUAUUGAUCUUGUUGAAAAGAUGUUGACAUUUAAUCCUUCAAAGAGAAUUACUGUUGAAGAUGCACUAGCUCAUCCCUACUUGACAUCUCUCCACGACAUCAGUGAUGAACCUGUUUGCAUGACUCCCUUCAGCUUCGACUUUGAGCAGCAUGCACUGUCUGAGGAACAAAUGAAAGAAUUAAUUUAUCGAGAGGCUCUUGCAUUUAACCCUGAGUAUCAGCAGCAUUGAGGAAUCAUAUAUUCCUCUUCAUUUUGGUUUUCAUUAGUGUGUUAUCUACGUUCCAUGUUCCAUCUGUUUGGUGAUCGGAUUGAAUUCUUCCUGUAAAUAUGUUCCAUCCAAAAGUGGAAGGUAUUAGAUGGGCGUUAUUUGAUUAACUGGGAAGUCUGGAACAAUGAUAAACUGAUAAUGAUGUUUGUAUCAGAAGGCUUUCUGUUUAUUUAGUUUUUGAAUUGAAUACUGCUGGGAUUAAUAGUUCUUG
Fragaria vesca subsp. vesca is the source of this 1671-nucleotide messenger RNA. Its product is annotated as mitogen-activated protein kinase homolog MMK1-like. The transcript is spliced from 5 exons. Gene Ontology annotation, cellular component: nucleus; cytoplasm. Lineage: Eukaryota; Viridiplantae; Streptophyta; Magnoliopsida; Rosales; Rosaceae. Gene Ontology annotation, molecular function: ATP binding; MAP kinase activity. Bases 246 to 1421 code for a protein of 391 amino acids. Gene Ontology annotation, biological process: intracellular signal transduction; protein phosphorylation. The record is from RefSeq and is a predicted model, not a curated record.